This is a messenger RNA of Danaus plexippus (monarch butterfly), 3434 nucleotides long. RefSeq names its product chloride channel protein 2 (gene ClC-a). The transcript has 23 exons. Gene Ontology annotation, cellular component: membrane. NCBI's taxonomy places the organism in Eukaryota, Metazoa, Arthropoda, Insecta, Lepidoptera, Nymphalidae. Bases 296 to 3079 code for a protein of 927 amino acids. The record is from RefSeq and is a predicted model, not a curated record. Gene Ontology annotation, biological process: transmembrane transport; chloride transport. Gene Ontology annotation, molecular function: voltage-gated chloride channel activity.
CGGUUAGAUUCAGUCAGUCGCUUGGGUCGUUUGGGCGCGCGUUGUUUUCUACUCGGACGAUUUGCAUGGAAUCGCACUUAUUCAAUUACAAAUAUUCAUGUGAUGUACACUGGACGAUGAAUGGGACGGUUAUAAAUGGACGGACAUUGUGAAUCACGGCCGGUUUAUAAAGUUUACGUUGAAAAAAAAAAAGUUACUCGCACAAGUUUCGCGCGUGGAGUUUUUAAGAAUUGUGUUCGGAUUACAAUAAAGUUAAAACUGUUUAUUUGAUAAAAUUUAAAGAAAGACAAUAAUAAUGAAAGAGAUCAAUAAGAAAGAGGAGACGUCUGACGAUGAAUCGGGCUUGGGUUAUCAGAAUACCUUGAUGUAUGGUCGCUACCAACGCGAUUUAAGCGAAGCGGCCAGAGAAGAAGCAAGAAGACUAAGGAGACUGCGGAAGAAAAGACGAAAAGACGAUAAGUUACGGCAAAAAGAAUUGGAAGCCUCAGGAAAACAUCGCCCCAGAGGAAGGUUUUUUAAAGUAUUAGGCUACAUUUGGCGGAAUACAUUCGCACGUCUCGGCGAGGACUGGGUCUUCCUUGCGCUGCUGGGCAUCAUAAUGGCUGUACUAAACUUUGCCAUGGACAAGGGCAUUGCAGUAUGCAAUAAUGCUCGUAUGUGGAUGUAUAAAGACCUGGCCACGUCUACCUUCAGUCAGUAUGUGGCGUGGGUCUCUCUGCCUGUUUGUCUAAUCCUCUUCGCUGCCGGCUUCGUCCAUAUCGUCGCCGCUCAGAGUAUUGGUUCUGGCAUACCAGAGAUGAAGACGAUUCUUAGAGGAGUCCACCUAAAGGAAUACUUGACGUUCAGAGCUAUGGUCUCUAAAGUUAUCGGUCUGACAGCCACCCUAGGAUCUGGUUUACCACUGGGUAAAGAGGGUCCGUCGGUACAUAUAGCGUCUAUGGUGGCUACGUUGCUAUCUAAACUGGUGACCACCUUCCAAGGGAUAUAUAGUAACGAAUCUCGGACAAGCGAGAUGUUGGCUGCUGCUUGUGCUGUAGGAGUUGCUUCCUGCUUUGCUGCCCCAGUAGGAGGUGUGUUGUUUUCCAUCGAAGUAACGACGACUUACUUCGCGGUGAGGAACUACUGGCGAGGAUUCUUCGCUGCCUGCUGCAGUGCUAUUAUGUUCCGCCUACUAUCAGUAUGGUCCGGAGCUUUGCCCACAGUGAAGCCUCUCUUCCCCACCAGCCUCCCUCAGGACUUCCCUUUUGACCCUCAAGAGUUCGCCGUCUUCGUACUACUCGGUAUCGUCUGCGGGCUGAUGGCAGCCCUGUGGGUGUUCCUCCACCGCCAGUACGUGCUCUUCAUGAGAAACACCAAGGUCCUCAGUAACUUCCUACAGAAAAACCGCUUCAUCUACCCUGGAGUGAUGACCUUGGUUGUGAUGUCCGUUCUGUUUCCUCCCGGGAUUGGGAAGUAUAUGGCGGCUGACCUUGGAAACCAGGAACAGGUUUUGUCUCUGUUUUCGAACUUCACGUGGUCCGAUGCGUUGACAGCGGAGCAGGCGGCGCUGGUCGACCACUGGCGGACCGAGGACGUUGGACACUUCGCUGUACUCGUUAUUUACUUCUUCAGCAUUUUCUUCCUCAGUAUGGUUUCCUGCACACUUCCGGUUCCUGCUGGUAUAUUCGUGCCAGCGUUCAAGAUGGGCGCCGCCCUAGGCCGGUUUACUGGAGAAGUGAUGCACUACUUCUGCCCCCUUGGCGUCGCUUACGGUGGACACAUACAGAAGAUACUGCCUGGUGGUUACGCGACAGUAGGGGCCGCUGCGUUCACCGGGGCCGUCACUCACACCGUUUCUACGAUCGUUAUAUGUAUUGAGAUGACAGGACAGGUGACUCACCUGCUGCCUAUCAUGGCGGCGGUGCUGUCCGCUAACGCGACAGCGGCUCUGCUGCAGCCCUCGUGCUUCGACAGCAUCAUCCUCAUCAAGAAGCUGCCUUACCUGCCCGAUCUGCUCUCGUCAGCGAGUCGUAUGUACGAUAUAUGCGUGGAAGACUUCAUGGUGAGAGACGUCAAGUACAUCUGGAACAGGAUGACCUUCCAGCAGUUGAAGGAUUUGCUUAAAGAAAAUAAGUCUAUCAAGAGUUUCCCACUGGUAUCCUCCCCAUCCUCUCCCGUGCUCCUCGGGUCCAUCCAUCGCUGGGAGCUGGUGCGCCUGAUUGAGCAGCGUGCUGGACGAGCCAGACGGCUCCAGGUUGCAGCUUUAUGGAGACGAGAGGCUGAAGCUAGAAGAAGGCCCUCCCGCUUUGAAGUCACCGCAGCCUCGCUUACUGAUACCAGCAAGGCAGGGCUCGUACCACCACCCGGCCAGCUGUUCCGCCCUAAGUCUAUCUUGAAGAAGACCAAUUCGUUCACUCUAACUCGUGGUCUAAGUUCACCUUCGACCCCCUCGACCCCGCAGCCUAAUGUGUACACCACUGUAACCGGCGCGGAGACCAGGAUCCGCGCGGCGUUCGAGGCUAUUUUCAAGCGGUCAACUUUGCUGCCGGACGUGGAGGGUGGACUCGGAGAACACGGCCUGCCCAGGAGUCCGUCCAUCAACAAGAAAGUACAAUUGCCCCGCGAGCGUGUAUGUGACAUGUCCCCCGAGGAUCAACGAGCCUGGGAGAUGAUGGAGAUGUCCCGGGAGAUAGACUUCGAUAGAAUGCUGACCAUCGUUCGGCAUAGAGAUAUGACGGCGGAGGAGUCCGAUCAUGACGAUGAAGACGACUCGCUGUACGUGUGUCACAUCGACCCAGCGCCCUUCCAACUGGUUGAGAGGACCUCGCUUCUUAAGGUCCACUCUCUCUUCUCUACUCUCGGCGUGAGUCGCGCUUACGUCACCGCUAUAGGAAGACUUAUCGGUGUUGUAGCGCUUAAAGAGCUUCGGAAGGCCAUAGAGGACGUGAAUUCCGGUACAUUGACCCCCACCAGCCACACCGCUGCGGCGACGUCGCUUCCGGUCCCUCGACCUCCGACUGUCCUGGUCCAACCGCCCCGGGAGCCCGCUCCCCCCUCCGACAAAGACACCGACAAACUGACAGUUGCGAGCGAGAAAUGACGAAGCGUAGGGCUAGUGAUAUUAAAUACAGUAUUAUAGACGCGGUGCUAACUGAAGAUUUAUUUAUUUUACGGGUGAUACUUGAGCCUUCGAAAACAAGUCUAAAAGACACGUGCCAUUGUUGUUUGAUGUACUGUGAUGUUAAACAGAUUAUUGUCUGUAUUGGAAUAAUACAUUAUUGAUUAUUUUUCUUAUUAGAACAUCUAUAGGUAUUAAGACGCUUCGCUGUCGGAUCUUUUGUGAUUUUUUUGGCUAUAUUUUAUGUUAACGUAUAAUUCGUCCCGACAGCUGUGAGUAUGAUUUAGUCUGUUGUGAUCUGUUGCUUUUAUCUAAUAAAUUAUGUGUUGUACUUUGA